Molecule: messenger RNA, 1497 nt
Organism: Chara braunii
Lineage: Eukaryota; Viridiplantae; Streptophyta; Charophyceae; Charales; Characeae
Source: the annotation of a GenBank genome assembly
AUCGCAGGCCGGAAAUGGACAGCCAGGACAGUUUCCAUGGGUCAAGUUUGGCUUGACCGAGGCGGAGUACAAGAUCCGCGGCCGCUACGGCAGCUGCUAUUGGUGGAACAGCACCAAGCACAAGACCUCCCUGYGCCAAAAUCAGGGCAAGGAGGAUGUGCGACCCCGCCUCAGCUCGGGAAACUGAGCUCCGCGGAAGGUGAGGCGACUCCACCUUUUACUCCGCCAGAUUUGGCCGCCUUGCUAGCGGCCUCCUGCACAUUUGGGGAGGAUGCGAAUGUCGCAAGUCCUCGGUAUAUUUACGAGGAUUAUGCUGUCCACUUGGUUCCACCGCUAGACCAACCGCUCCACAUGCAACAGUCCACCGCAUGCACGGUUUCAUCACCAUCGGCAACCGAUUCGGCAGCUUCGCCGCAAUCUAUUGUCGGGGAUUCGACGUCAUGGUCAAAACUUAAAGAGCUCGACCCAUUGACGUUCACGGACUUCCAGUGGAUGCCCGUUCCCUCGACCGGACGAUUGUCGAAACCGCAUUGCAACGCGCUUAUGGCACAAUUGCGGGACUACUUGCACACUGCAGUACCAACUUCGUUGAUGGACGUCAGAGCAGAGGUUGUCGACCUUCACGCUUUCAUCGCGAAGACCGACCGCGAGUUCAAGACGCAACGRUACGACGACAUCGACGCACCAUUGCUAUACAUACGCAUUCAGAUCGGAGAGGCGACCUGCAGUGCCUUGAUCGAUUGCGGAGCAUCUCGCAACUACAUCAGCCAGGACUUCAUGGUACGCGCCGGCCUUGGCCCAUGUGUCCGGAGUAAGUCCCAGCCUACGCAAGUCACUCUGGCAGACGGUCAUACGCACAAGUCCAUCGACCGAUGCAUUGACGUCGUCCCAGUGUACUUUGCCCCCCAUGCAAGUGAGGCGGUGUCCUUCGACAUUCUGGACACCAAAUUCGACAUGAUCUUGGGCAUGUCAUGGCCGCGAAGCAAGGAUCACCCUGUGAACUUCUUCAACCGCACCGUUCACGUUCGUGACCGGAACGGAGUAUUAGUUCCAUGCACGGUGCCUUUUCCUCAUCCUUCGAUCAGCUGCCACGUGGUAUCCGCCGCAAGCAUGCGAGCUUCCAUCAUCAGAGACGACAUCGAGGAGAUGGGGGUGUGUUUUCUCCACGCCCUCCCGCCACAUGACGCUUCAUCGACGGACUCACCUUCGGAUCCACGCAUCACCAAACUUCUCGACGCCUACAGCGACGUGUUUGAAGGCCCGCAUGGAGUAGUACCAGAUCGACCCAUCCGCCACGAGAUCAUCCUCGAGGACGGGGCCGUACCUCCGCGCGGUUGCAUCUACCGAAUGAGGGAGGAAGAGUUAAGCGUGCUUCGGGCACAACUCGACGACAGGCUGGAUUCGGCCUAGCUCAUCGCCAUACGGUGCUUCUGUUCUCUUGGUCCGGAAGAAGAACAAGGAUUUGCGGUUGUGCAUCGAUUAUCGCAAGCUCAACGC